AUGGACAGAACCUUGGAGUCCCUGAAACACAUAAUUGCUCAAGUCCUGCCUCAUAGAGAUCCAGCUCUUGUAUUUAAAGACUUGAACGUGGUCUCGAUGCUUCAAGAGUUUUGGGAGAGCAAACCGCAGUGGAGGACUGUAUUGCCGGGUGAAGGGACAGUGGUGUAUGAAUCUCUUCCAUCCCCGGGGCCUCCAUUUGUGAGCUACGUCACCCUCCCCGGAGGGAGCUGCUUUGGCAACUUUCAGUGCUGCCUUAGCAGAGCGGAGGCCAGGAGAGAUGCAGCGAAGGUGGCUCUGAUCAACUCCCUCUUCAACGAGCUGCCCUCCCGCAGGAUCACGAAAGAGUUCAUCGUGGAGAGCGUGCACGAAGCCGUGGCCUCCACCAGCGGUUCUUUGACCGACGCCGAUGAUCCCAGCACCAGCAUCGGCGCCUACCACUACAUGCUGGAGUCCAACAUGGGAAAAACGAUGCUGGAAUUUCAGGAGUUGAUGAUCGUCUUCCAGCUGCUGCACUGGAACGGAAGCCUGAAAGCCCUGCGGGAAACCAAGUGCUCCCGGCAGGAAGUGAUCGCCUACUAUUCGCAGGUUUCUCUGGACGGACGGAUGAGAAGUCACAUGGCCCUGGACUGGAUCAUGAAGGAGCAGAGCAGCCCGGGGAUUCUCUCUCAGGAACUGCAGCUGGCGCUCCGGGAGCUGGAGCAAGCCAGAAAGGCCGGCCAAGAGCUGCGCUUCUACAAGGAAAAGAAAGAAAUCCUGAGCCUGGCCCUGACCCAAAUCUACAGCGACCACUCCAGCUCGUCAGCCGGAGAGGACCAGCUGGACCUCACGGGAAGGGGCUACCGCUAGCUGGGGUCUAGACCCCCAACGUGCCGGACCCUGAGGAGCCUCUGACCCUUGAACUGAAGGGUCGGAAAGGAAACGUCUCUGGGGGAGUUUUACUUGACUUGGCUGGGACUUGACGUGGGACAAGGACAGCGUCCUGCGCUGGGGGAAAGGGAGGGGACCA
Messenger RNA from Tachyglossus aculeatus (Australian echidna), 1006 nucleotides. It is a transcript of the gene LIX1, whose product is annotated as limb and CNS expressed 1. The coding region runs from base 1 to 846 and encodes 281 amino acids. The transcript has 6 exons. Gene Ontology annotation, cellular component: cytoplasm. Lineage: Eukaryota; Metazoa; Chordata; Mammalia; Monotremata; Tachyglossidae. The record is from RefSeq and is a predicted model, not a curated record. Gene Ontology annotation, biological process: autophagosome maturation.